Molecule: messenger RNA, 427 nt
Organism: Dimorphilus gyrociliatus
Lineage: Eukaryota; Metazoa; Annelida; Polychaeta; Dinophilidae
Source: the annotation of a GenBank genome assembly
GAUGACAGAACUAUCGCCAACCAUUCGUGAACUAAUCGACAGUUGUCAGAAGGCUAAGGGAAAUGCAUAUUGUCCAUACAGUAACUUUCGGGUAGGAUCGGCUGUUUUGACUGAGAGUGGACAUAUCUUUUAUGGAUCAAAUGUUGAAAAUGCCUCUUAUGGCUUAACAAUAUGUGCCGAACGUUGUGCACUUUCAUCCGCUAUAUGUCAAGGUCAUCGAAAAUUCAAAGCUAUUGCUGUUUGUACUGACUUGGAAGAGUUUAAGGCUCCUUGCGGGGCUUGCAGACAAUUUAUUAUUGAAUUUGGAAUUGAUUUGGAUUACUAUAUGGUAAAUAACAGCGGUGAAUUCAAGAAAAUGGAUUUCGCUCCGCUAGUUCCACUACCAUUUGCUCCAGAAAGCCUGCAACAAAGUCAAAAUAAAGUAUGA